GCUUGCGCUUACCAUCUGACAUGCAGGGCGGUGCGUAGUACAGGGAUCGUCAGCAUAUUACUGCCCUACGGCGCCUUCGCUUCUGCGCCUCUGCGCCGUUCCUCUUCCCACAACUCCCACUUCAAUUCCCAUCGCGCCACCGUCAAGAUGAUGCGCAAGAAGACGACAUACACGAACAUCACCCCCAUCCCCUCCUUCAUUCCGCGACAGCUGGCGAUCGAUAUCUUGCACAGUCACGGCGAAAUCAUUGGACUGAAUCCUCUUGUCACUGGAUUUGAACCUGUCAAAGCGCCUCGAGAUGCGCCGUCAGACGAAUUCUAUGCGACCUGGUACGAGAUAGCCCAACGGAUACAAUACAUCCCUGGCAUCGGCAAAUUGGGCAGCGGCGCUAUCAAAUUCAAGGGUUGUUUCCACGACAUGCCAUGGGGCUUACAAACACACAUCUAUGCGCCUGCCGGUGUAGACAUGCGCAACAAGUGGCAGAUCUGUGGCAAUCAGCCCGGUGAAGCUGUAGAGACGAGAGAGCUAGGCCUUGGAGCCCCGCCUGAGGGGCUGUACCUGCGCGAGGAUAUUGAGAUCAAGUGCAACAUGACCAUGGCUGGCUUCGUUAAGAAAGAGAACAAAGUCGCAUCCAAGGUUUUUGUCGACCGUCUGAUCAAGAAGGCCGAACUGCUGGACGCAGGCAUAUUGCAGGGCAUGAUGGAUAAGGGAAAGCUGAAGACGUUCAACCCUGCCGAUCGGUCCAGCAUGGUACCGGCAUCGCCAGGCCCAUCGCCACAGCACGCAAACUUGCAGCCAUACAAUAUGCCCAUGUCACCUGCCCGCUCACCUUCGCAGUCGCAUCAUCCAGUUCCGCAAGGGUAUGUUCCUCCGGGACAGCUCCUAGGUCAGAACACCGUGGUCAUGGAAUUGCCAGGAGAUUAUUACCAUACCCAGCCAUCUCCAGGUCUGCUACAGCCUGACCAUCGCCUGUCAAACGCGAGUGAAGGAUCAAGGUCGCCAAACCUCCAUGAUGCACGCUGGUCGCAAGCCUCGAAUGACUACCAAAGUUCAAUGAGCUCCCGUCCGAGCUCCUACGCGCCAUCUGAGAACCCUCGUUCCCCAGGACUUGAUCAAAAAGCAUUUACUGCAGAAUUGCCUACAAUGGAGGAGACACGAGAAGAGCACUCGGAUCGCGUGAAGCGCGCAAGCCAGCAGAGUACUCAGGAGCACAAAUACACGUACAACCCUCAAGAUUACGCUCGACAGGCGCAAUAUGCAGUACCGCCGCAGUAUACGCCAUAUAAUCCUCAAGGUAACUCGUAAGCCACGAGUACAAAAAGUUUCCUUGAUUGUACA
Messenger RNA from Boeremia exigua, 1338 nucleotides. RefSeq lists its product as uncharacterized. Bases 148 to 1305 code for a protein of 385 amino acids. The record is from RefSeq and is a predicted model, not a curated record. The transcript has a single exon. Lineage: Eukaryota; Fungi; Ascomycota; Dothideomycetes; Pleosporales; Didymellaceae.